GGACCAUAAAAUACGCAGUUUAUUGAAUCAAAAUGUUUCUGUACGGUCUAUUUCUAAAAGUUGUUUUAUUUCUUGCUCUGUUUUUAUCUUUCAUCAACAUGGAUCCACAUGUUUGUAUUGACAAUAGUUCCAUAACAGGAUCUAUUGUUUGCUGUGCAAAUUACUAUAGAAACGAAAAAGGAGAAUGCAGUUCUUGUGCACCAGGAUUCUACGGUGAUUUCUGUGAGAAUCCUUGUCCCCCUGGAACAUUCGGGGAAUAUUGUGGUGGACAAUGUGCCUCUGUGUGCAGCUUUGAAGAAUGUGAUCCCGUUAGAGGCUGUGUCCUUAAAAAGGAAGAUGUGACUGUCACUAACAUUGAAUCACGGGCGACGAUAUUUAAUAUAUCAGUAAAUACCAAACAACUUUUAUUCUCUGGUUUUACAAUUGCACUGAAUACAAAUUUGAGCAGCACAACUCUAUCAACUACUUUCUCGGUCAAACAUGUUCCAAAUACUUCUAAGGGACAGCUGAAUAUGUAUUUACUGGUUUUCAUGGGAAUAGUUAUAGUUUUACUCUUCAUAGUUGUAAUAAUUCAAUUACGAUCAAAAUCUAGACGAGGAAGAAUGUCAAGCCAGAAAUCUACAGGUUACGGAGAUAUAAAGAAUCAGAGAGAUGUCGAAGGUGAUUAUCUAAAUAAUGAACCUGAAUAUCAAGAAAUCGACCAGUACUUGGGAAUACUUAAUGUUUCCGAUGAAGUAAACAAGAAAUCUACAAAUAAGAUAUUGGAACCAUUACCAGAUAUGAAGGAUUGUUACUUAUCCCCAAUUUCAGGAAAGGAAAAGUCAGACACAAAAACAAAAGAUGAAAACCACAAAUUAUUCCCAAAGGCGGAAAGCCUAGAGAAACUAUCUCUAAGAGAGCCUUUUAGCAAACUCAAAGUGGAGGAGAAUGUAACAUUUGAACAAAAACAUUCAUGCACAGAUUUUGAAGAUCAGAAUGGUGACGAAUAUCAUGGGGCCCCCUGCUCUUCCGUCUCUUCAGAAGAAAAGGUCUCACUUAAUAGUGAAAUGAUUAAAGAAGAAGUGGAUGGCGGAAACAUUGACUCUUAUCUUCACGUGGUGUUUAAAUAAUGAUAAAAAUAUCAAUGAUUAUAAAUAAAAAAAUGAUCUUAACAUUUCGUUCGCACUUGUAAUGAUAUUUUUAGAAAAAGUGUUUAUAUAAGAACCUAUUUUAAUGGUUUCUGUGUAAUCUAAAUUCGUAUGCUGUACAUUAAUAUUAUUGCAAAACCUGUAAAUACUUUUUAAAAUAGGGUCAAAAAAUGUCUAACGACAUGGAAAGUUAUGACUGCUCUAUUGAUGCAAAAAUAAAAACUACACUCCUAGGCCCGUGACCUUGUUAAAAGACAACGAGGAGUGUUGUGCUUUGUGAAUAUGUAUCUGAAGAAGCCCUCUAGUCUCUGAGUCAUUUUUGAAUACUCCGAACAGCAUGUGAAUCUCGGUUACAUAAAAAAAAUUGUCAUCUUAUCAUGGAUAAAUUUAAUCAUAAUUGUGGUCAAAGAUCAAAAGAUACAAUUUAUCAUUAAGUAAAGUGCUGGCUGGUGUUUUUCAUACUAAUUGUUAGUCAAUUAUUUAAUUUAUUUAUUUACAUUUAAUUUAGACGGAUUUUCCCGUUAUUUCCGUAUAUCACGACAAGGAGCACACGGCGGGUGUGACCGGUCAACAGGGGAUGCUCACAACUCCAUGUUACCUGACCCCACCUCUGAUGUUUCGGAGGUCCGUGUUUGCUAUGCUUCUAUGUUGUAUUGUUUUAUGUAUUGUUUUAUGGACUUUAUUAUUGAAUUCUGUGCGUUAUCUUCAUAUCCUUCUUCAUACAUUAUAUUGUCCUAUUUGUCUUACGGAUGAACAGUUAACCAAUGUGUUGUUGCAUUAUUUGACAUAUGUAUAUUCCCAUAGUGCCAGGUGCAGUUUCGGCAAAUUUCACUCAAUUCUUGUAUAAUAUAUAUAUGUUUGAAGUGUAAUGUCAUUUAUUUUCUCUUUAUUGGUCUGAACUUUCCCUUGUGUGGCCAAGUCAGGGCGUAUUCAGACCCAUUUUUAUAAUUUUUCGGUUAAGAAGUUGUUAUUACUGGAACUGUGGAUUAUUUCCCAUUAUAAAAUUGGCUUAUUUUUCAUCUUUAUAUUUUGUGCCAUUGUUAAUAAUAAUAAAAAUUUGAGCAUUUCAAUUAAACGUCA
This is a messenger RNA of Saccostrea cuccullata (small rock oyster), 2207 nucleotides long. RefSeq lists its product as uncharacterized. The transcript is spliced from 4 exons. The record is from RefSeq and is a predicted model, not a curated record. NCBI's taxonomy places the organism in Eukaryota, Metazoa, Mollusca, Bivalvia, Ostreida, Ostreidae. Bases 33 to 1109 code for a protein of 358 amino acids.